GGGUGGGAGCGCGUGCUGUUGGGAGUUGCUUGGAGGUUGGCGGCGCGGGGCUGAAGGCUAGCAAACCGAGCGAUCAUGUCGCACAAACAAAUUUACUAUUCGGACAAAUACGACGACGAGGAGUUUGAGUAUCGACAUGUCAUGCUGCCCAAGGACAUAGCCAAGCUGGUCCCUAAAACACAUCUGAUGUCUGAAUCUGAAUGGAGGAAUCUUGGCGUUCAGCAGAGUCAGGGAUGGGUCCAUUAUAUGAUCCAUGAACCAGAACCUCACAUCUUGCUGUUCCGGCGCCCACUACCCAAGAAACCAAAGAAAUGAAGCUGGCAAGCUACUUUUCAGCCUCAAGCUUUACACAGCUGUCCUUACUUCCUAACAUCUUUCUGAUAACAUUAUUAUGUUGCCUUCUUGUUUCUCACUUUGAUAUUUAAAAGAUGUUCAAUACACUGUUUGAAUGUGCUGGUAACUGCUUUGCUUCUUGAGUAGAGCCACCACCACCAUAGCCCAGCCAGAUGAGUGCUCUGUGGACCCACAGCCUCAGCUGAGUGUGACCCCAG
Messenger RNA from Pan troglodytes (chimpanzee), 551 nucleotides. RefSeq names its product CDC28 protein kinase regulatory subunit 1B (gene CKS1B). Gene Ontology annotation, molecular function: cyclin-dependent protein serine/threonine kinase regulator activity. The record is from RefSeq and is marked validated. NCBI's taxonomy places the organism in Eukaryota, Metazoa, Chordata, Mammalia, Primates, Hominidae.